AUGUACAUAGAAGAUGGAAGUGAUUCAGUGAGGAACAGAAGCUCCAGAGCAGCUGUAGUGUGUUUGGUGCUGCUGUGUGUUCUUCUGCUGACUACAGUCAUAGUGCUGUGUGUCACACUCACUCAAGAGAGACAACAGUUCAUAUCCAAUAAUGAAAACCUGACCAAUGAGAGACAACAGCUAAGAAAUGAACUUCAGAUAAAUUUUAAAUAUCUCCAUACGAGGAGCUGGACUGAGAGUAGAAGAUACUGUACAGAGAGAGGAACAGAUCUGAUCAUCAUAAACAACAGAGAGGAAAAUGAUUUUGAUAAGAAAAUGUUUGGCGGUACUACAGCCUAUACUGGUCUGACUGACAGUGAUGUGGAGGGCAGAUGGAAAUGGGUUGAUGGCACCAACAUGAUCUCUGGGUUAUGGGGGCUUGGAGAGCCAAAUGGAUACAUAGCAGAGAAUUGUGGUGUGAUUGUGGAUAAUGACCCAAGGUGGCCUACUUUAUUUGGGUGGCAUGAUGUUUCAUGUAAUAGAGAUUUUCAGUGGAUCUGUGAGAAGAGGAUUUCACUCAUAUUGCCAUAGGAACAUCACACAUAUUUUUGACAGUUUUAAAGCUCAACAGUAAAGAACUUUUGUAAUAACUGAUCAUCAUCUAAAGCAAUGCUUUUCAACCUUGUUCAUAGAGGCUGCCCUCAACUGCACAUUCUGAAUUUCUCCUUUGUCAGACAGCCAUU
Cyprinus carpio (common carp) is the source of this 722-nucleotide messenger RNA. RefSeq names its product C-type lectin domain family 4 member E-like. Bases 1 to 570 code for a protein of 189 amino acids. NCBI's taxonomy places the organism in Eukaryota, Metazoa, Chordata, Actinopteri, Cypriniformes, Cyprinidae. The record is from RefSeq and is a predicted model, not a curated record. The transcript is spliced from 5 exons.